This is a messenger RNA of Hippoglossus stenolepis (Pacific halibut), 2261 nucleotides long. RefSeq names its product proteinase-activated receptor 2. The transcript has 2 exons. The record is from RefSeq and is a predicted model, not a curated record. Gene Ontology annotation, biological process: thrombin-activated receptor signaling pathway; phospholipase C-activating G protein-coupled receptor signaling pathway; blood coagulation. Gene Ontology annotation, molecular function: thrombin-activated receptor activity. Lineage: Eukaryota; Metazoa; Chordata; Actinopteri; Pleuronectiformes; Pleuronectidae. The coding region runs from base 370 to 1530 and encodes 386 amino acids. Gene Ontology annotation, cellular component: membrane.
AAAGUGGAUGAGACUCAUUGUCAUGUAUCGCUCUGCCUGCCUCGUAGACAUGUUCAGAAUUUGUGGAAUGUGCUGUGGUGGAUUUCACACUCAGAACGGUGUCUUGCCCAAACUUUAUUUAUUUAUCUUUACAUUUACUACGUUUUGGUCAUGUUUUAGGGUUUUUUUCUGAAGGGAAAAGUCAGACAGAAGAAGAGUGUCAGAUUAGAGGUGUUGAAGAAUGUUAGAGAACAUGCUGAGGCAGGUUUAGAGGAUUAAACAUGUUGUUCUCCCACUGGUUUCACUACCGCACAACGUUCCACCAGCAGAGAGUAAAACAUCGGCAGUGUGUUGAAGGAGAAGUGAGCCUCUCAUCGUCGACAGGACAUCAUGGAUUUAACUCGGUGCUUGUGGCUCGUGUCAAUGUUCUGCAGCUGCAUCUCUGUCCCCUCAGUUGAGGCCGACAAUCGGGGGUUCAUUGUGGUUGAGGUCACUGACAAACCUGGACAAGAGGUUGUGGGCAACGCGACAACAGAGACGUUGAAGAGCAACCUCACCACAGUCUUUCUCCCAAUCAUCUACAUCAUCGUAUUUAUUGUGGGACUUCCUGCCAACGGCAUGGCACUCUGGGUCUUCCUCUUCAGGACCAAAAAGAAGCAGCCGUCAUCAAUCUACUUGGCCAACCUGGCACUGGCUGACCUGCUCUUUGUCAUUUGCACACCCCUAAAAAUCGCCUACCACUUAAACGGCAACAACUGGAUCUAUGGAGAGCCGCUGUGCAAAGUCCUUGUGAGCUUCUUCUACGGGAACAUGUACUGCUCCAUUCUGUCCAUCACCUGUCUCAGUGUGCAGAGGUACUGGGUCGUGGCUCACCCUCUGUCCCAGCAGAGUAAGAACACCAAAGUGGCUGUUGGCGUGUGUGUCUCCAUCUGGGCUUUCAUCUGGCUCACCACCACCCCUCUGUACCUGUAUGACCACACUGCCGAGCUCAAAGAACCAAACAUCAUCACCUGCCAUGACGUCAACAUCAUAAAAAACCUCACAGAUCCAUUCCCCUCUGUCCGGCUCCCAUACUACUACUUCAUGUUCAUGGCCGUCGUUGUGUUCCUCAUCCCUUGUGUAGUGAUCGUUGUGGCCUAUAUUCUGUUACUCAGAGCUUUGGGGAACAGCAUGCAGGAAAUUACGGCAGCAAAGAACCGACACAGAUCCAGGCUGUUGAUCGUGACCGUCCUGGUGACAUUCGUGGUGUGUUUCAUCCCCAGUAACAUCAUGCUGGUGGUGCAUUACACUCUACUGAAGAAUGGAGUGAUAAAUAACGGUUACGGCUUCUACAUCUCCACAUUAUGCCUGGCCAGUCUCAACAGCUGCCUGGACCCGUUCAUCUACUACUUUGUGUCCGAGGACUUCAGGAACCACGUGAAGAACACUUUGUUGUGCCGCAGCAUCCGGACUGUGGAGAGGAUGAGAGUUUCCUUCAGCUCCGUGAAAUACUCCAGGAAGAGCAAGUCAAGUACGUCAGACACAGGGAACACACAGAGCAGCACAUGUUAGCCAGAGAAAGCAGAGAUAUCGUGCCUGUGCUUGCACUUUAGUGUUCAGAUAACAAGGCAUCACACAGGCCGUGUGGCACUGGGACACAUUCUAUAAAGAUAAGGCCGGUCAGUUGCAACCAGUUGAACUCGAGGCAUCUCAUAUCCAGAUGUGAACAUGACUGUACUGGGAUGAGAGCAGAAUUCAUUUUAAGAUGUGUGUUACUUCAUUAUGAACUGAUGAUUGGUUUUAAAAUGUGAAACAUUUAUGCAUAUUUUUUUAUAUUUCGUGUAUAUGUAAAGGUAGAAAGGGCCUUUUUAAGGCCUGACUUGGCUGCACAGAUAAAUGUGGGUUUUCUAAGAUUUUCACUGCACUGAAGAACAUUUACAAACAAUGUCUGAAAUAAGAGCCAAACUGAACUGAUUUGUGCAGCGGAUCAGUUGUGACUUAGUUUAUGUCAGUCGGACUUUGGUCAAAUCAUUUAGCACAAUUCCUGCAGCAAGUUUUAACGUAACUUUAACUUUUUAAACCACAUGUUCUUUUUAAACUCCUUCACUCGUUUGUGUAACUGAUUAAAGACCUGUUCCUGAGUGACUCAGUUUACAUUUACUACGUGUUGGUCAUGUUUUAGGUUUUUCUUCUGAAGGGAAAAGUCAGACAGAAGAAGAGUGUCAGAGUAGAGGUGUUGAAGAAUGUUAGAGAACAUGCUGAGGCAGGUUUAGAGGAUUACGUUAACAGGUUGUCCUCCCACU